CUCGAAUAUCUUGUGCUUCACGCCUUCAGCAGCCCAUUCUCGGCGCGCAAUCCUGGAAGAUGUCACGGUCAAAAGUGACGCUGACCCUUUCUGCUUUCACUCCGAAUGGUCAGAUACGAGCGCGCGGAGUGAAGGGUGCGGACAGGACACUUUCACCCUCGAGCCAAUUCGACGAGCCCUCCGCCUUGCGCAUUCAUAAACCCCCAAGCUCAUUCUAAACUCAAUCCCACAAACACCCCUGGGUCAAUCUCAACUUCAAUUCCAAUUUCCAGCUCUCAACUCUUUCGCAAUCACCAUAAGAUGUCUUCAUUCACGAAAGUCAAAUUGUGCUGUCCUUCUGCCGACAAGGGAUUGCCAAACGUCUCCAUCACCACCUCGAACGGCUAUGACUACUGUGUCCAGCACAUCGGUGCACUACUCGGCAUCGACCAGCCAAUCUGGGUGUACACUCUUCAGCAGGAGUCAGUCGACGAUUUCAGCAUCCUGAAGAAUGGCCAGACGCUUCUCGUCGCUACAGACUACUUCGAGAAGCCACUGUCGGACUCGAACAAUGAUGUCUUAGUAGUCACAGAGGGAGCUGCUAAGCGGGCGUGGGCGGCCCUGUCUCGCGUGCAGAAGCGCGACCACGUCGCCACACUCCUAUACUCGGAGACAUCUGUCACAGGCGACAAGACGUACCUCACUGUCCCCGGCAGCGUCGUGACUGCUAGCAUUGCCACGAUCCUAGCCGGCGACACACUAGCUUCGACUCCCGCCGAACCUACCAGCUCAAUUGACGCUUGCGUUGCCAUCAUCAAGGAGAACUGGAACAUGGGACUCGAUGAGUUCCUUGGGUUCCAGGGUAUGAUCAAACCGUACGGCCCAGUGCAGUCGUGGAACAGCAAGUUGCUGCCUGCGCUUGCGUUGUUGAGCGAUGCGACUGCUGGGCAAGGCCAUAUCAUCAAUGGGCUGGUCAUUGAUGCGGUCAAGGCGAGGCGCGGUAAGGUUGUAAAGGUCCGGGAUAUUGUCAAGGUUGGUAGGGAGCUGUAUGCGAAGGCUGAGGCUGAGGCUGAGGCUGGGACUGAGUCUGGGACUGAGGCUUAGUCUGGGACUGAGGCUUAGUGGAUGGUUGUAGGUUCAGAGCAUACCUCCUCUAAGAAAGGUGGAAUCAUACGAUAUGGAUACAGCUUCAACGCUCGUGUGCUAUACACACGCAUUUACUGAACUAUCUAUACGGUAUAUUAGUUCUCG
Molecule: messenger RNA, 1230 nt
Organism: Cucurbitaria berberidis CBS 394.84
Lineage: Eukaryota; Fungi; Ascomycota; Dothideomycetes; Pleosporales; Cucurbitariaceae
Exons: 2
Coding region: 301-1083 (260 amino acids)
Source: RefSeq, a predicted model, not a curated record